GUACAUUAGAGACAAGACGUGAAUGACGGGAUGAUGUUAGGUGCAUUCGUAUAAGUACCUAUCUGUAUAUGUAUACAUGGCUUGUGGUUCAAACAUGUGAUUAAGAUCCUUUCCAAAGUCACAUCAUUAAUAUACAAUACGGAAUGUAGAUACAUGUAUAUAAAAUGGGAAUUUUGAACUUUUUACUCUGGCUGUAGGCUGGAUCACACAACACUGGUGAGAGGAUGUAUGUCUAAAGAUAGAUUGUUUACACAAUUUCAAUGAGCUUUUCUUCUGGAAUUGUGAGAGUCGAGCUGUGGAAAAGAUCUUGUUAACAUUUGAACAUCUGUUAUCGCCAAGGGAACUCGUGCCGAGUAGAAGGCAUUCACAUUUACCUGUGUAUAGACUGGACUGAGAUGAAAUCUCCACAGCCAAGACUACUUAUCACGACACCGAUUGGCCAUCGCUGUAGGAGGAUGCAAAUGAGCAAUCCAGGAACAUGUAAUUUCUGGUAGAUUCUCUUUCAUCAUCGCCUAGCUCUAUUCUAGGCUUCUUUUAAAUAAAUAAUCGCGUCUCCUUUCCCUAACUAUCAAAGUCGAAUGGUAGAUAUGUAAAAGUUUAAUAUGUCUGAGAAUUCUGGCUCAAGUCACGAAUGUAGAUGAAAGGAUACCUCCAACGCUUUGAAUAACAAUAGAGAGCGAGAGGAGUUUUUGGAAUUAAAACAGCCACUCUGAGAAUAAUGUAUGUACUGAUUGAACUGGUAUCCUACACAGGUAUGUAGAGUUUAACAUCGAUUGGUAUUGUACGGGAAAGCCGUGUCAGACAAGGAACUUGGCGUGCUUAAUCAAGCGGAUUACUCUAACAACGACAGAGUGGAUAUGUUGAUUGGCGUGACAUAAACACACGUACUGAUGAAUCUGCAAUCAGGGGCAUUUAACACUAUGUGUGAAGGGUUAAUCACUGCCUCUAAGAUCAAGUUCUGAGAAAUGGAACAAGAUACAGCAUACUUCCGGCUUUCGUUUGUAUAAAAGGUGUAAAUGUAGAAUACGGAUCCUUCAUGUUUAUCUGUGAAUAUGUUUCCUUUGCCGGUCUAGAGAUAUUCAUCGUUCUACAUUGCAGACAAUCGAACGCAAUUAUAAUAACAAUAUAAGUUACCAAUAAUAAUUGACGGUCACGUGCUAUUGACAGCUGGACUUGUUGAGAUACUGGUCAGUCGAUACUGACUCGCUAGGGAAUCAUUGCUGGCCAUAACACACCGCGCUGUCUUAGGUGAUCCGUAGUGGACGAAGCUCUGGACACAGAUCGAGGACUUAAUUGUGUAAGCGGAUGAACACACACGACUCCGAAACCAAUCACAUUCCUAAACCGGUGGAGGAAUACAAAUCUAAUUCUUUUCACAUGGUAUUUGAAAGUGUGCGGUAAACAAAACGCGUGACAUUGAUUUGUGUGUGAUUUUAUACGCUAAUACGUCGAGCAUUGGAUUAUAUGUUACCUAUUAACACAAGCCGUAUAGUAUUGACCAUUUAUUGACGGUCAGCUUCGUAACCCCAAUAGUCUCUAGUGAUGGCAAACAGAAAACGCAUUUAUUUCCCAGCACGGACAGUUUCGUUCAAUUUGACAUCAAAGCUUCUGUAAAUGUUUUAAAUGAUGUCAGAGCUUUUCGAAGAGAAAACAUUUUUGAUGACACUUAGUGAAAAAGUGCUCUAACUACCUUAUGAUACCACCAUUUUCAUUUUGGUCUCAUGUCAGGUUUUACGAGCAGACACCAUUCCCAGAUGCCAGACUCCGAAGUGGACAUGGAUGUAGUUGUAGCUAAGAUAAUCUCGUUGGUUGUCCUCACUGUACUCACGGUGUUGUUUGGGCUUUUCCCCUGUCGGCUCAUGCAAUAUUUCGCGAAAACAAUCUUCAAACGAAAGAAGAUUCUGGACUACAUGCUUUCAUCUUUGAAAUGUUUCUCAGGGGGAGUGUUUCUAGGAACGUGCUUUUUACACUUGAUUCCGGAAACACGGACUAAAAUAGAUCAAAUGAUGUCUCAAAUUAGAUCGCAUUCCACAUAUCCGGUUGCAGAGUUAUUGACAAUGGCGGGAUUUUUCGGAGUGAUAUUUACUGAACACGCAAUUCGGGCACUUUAUAAGAAACUUCAAGAAAUGACCGAUCAUGAUCGGGAAUGGACAGAAAGUGAAAUUUUACCUACAACGCAUUCGACAAUUUUAAAAAGUGACAUUGAAGGUGAAAUCGAAUCCCGAAGUUUACACUCAGUUCAGAAUCAAGAUAUUGAAUCGGGUUCAAACGAAGUGAGCAUGAUGAACGAGAGUGAAGAUACCAAAGAAAUCAUGGACAUGGAAAUCGAACCGGCUCCUCUUCAAGAUUUAGAAGUCAAACAGGUAGUUACAGAACUUAGCCGAGGAGAUGAUUCAAGUAGAGGUCAUAUGAGGUCAGUGCUAUUUAUAACCGCUUUGUCCUUUCACGGUGUGUUCGAAGGGAUGGCUCUUGGACUACAGAGUUUGGAGAGUAAUGUGUGGGUGCUAUGUUUUGCUAUAAGCAUUCAUAGAGGAAUUCUAGCGUUUGGGAUAGGACUACAACACAUGCGCAAUGACGAAAAGCACAGUACAAUGGUGUUUAGUGUAGCGUCGUUUGCGAUUUUAGCAGCUGUUGGAAUUAUCAUAGGAAUAGCGAUUUCAACAGGUGCGCAACUAUAUACGGACGUGAACGUGCCAAACGCUAUUCUACAAAGUCUGGCUACAGGGACUCUAUUCUAUAUUAUAUUUUUUGACAUUCUCUUUAAGGAGAUGGACGGUAACAAGGACGUGAAGAAGAUGUCUUGUACCUUUGUUGGUUUCGCUGUUAUGGCUGUGAUAUUUGCAGUAACAAGAGAAUAAUAAUGUGAAUGAAUAGUUACAUUGUCUACUGUUGUCAAAAAAUCGUUCUUUGUGAUAUAUCAUUUUAUGUUUAUUAUGUCAUUGGCUAUAUUUUUAUUCUAAAAUGUUUCGUUUUCAUUAUUUUUAUCAUUUGUUUAUAUGGGAACCAUUAUAAUUCAUAUAGAUCACACGAUUUUGCUGACGUUUUUCUGAAGUUAUGAAAAUUUGCCAUGAAGUGUUUUUCAAGGAGAUGCUUAAAACACCACCUAUCGUAAUUUGAUGCGCUCGUGCUACGGUAGGUUGGAAAGAUGUUUGAGAAAAGCAAAGAAGUUGUUUGUGAUUUUGAUGGUGACUUUUGUCAGUCACAUCUAUUUAACUAAUGCAUAAUGAAAUAUUACAUGGACAACAUUUUGUCAUAUAAUAACAAUAAUACUCUUAUAAUUUAUGGCAUAUUCCUAACUUCAGAUUUAUCAUAAAAUCAAUAAGGAUAACUUGUCGAUCAAAGUCCUCUUUUUACUGUGAAUCACUGGAGUCUAUGAAUCAUGGUUAUAAAUUAUUUAAAGAUAAUAUUUUUUGAAAAAUAAAUAAUUUGAGAAAAUCAAUAUACGUUUUGUAACAAAUGUUAAAGAAUUGAUCAUGGCAUCAUUGUGUGUAAAGAUAUGUCGGAUUUAGAAAGCAUCAUGAUGUAUAUUACUAUCGCAUCAUUAUCUAAACGACACCUGAUGGGAAUUGAGGUACCAUAAAUUCAGUAUUCAAUGUUUGAGCUUGAGGAAUGUACGAAAAGCAAAGAUUAGACACGGGUAGUGGUAAUCAUGAAUUUGAAAAGGCGAAAUUGAUGCGAGAGUGAAUUUAAUUACAAGAUACCACUGAUAUAUAAUUGAUGGUACGUACCAGACUGGUCUGAUUUGUGAAGUCUAGUAAUGAGUUAAAAUUGCUUUAUAAAAGUUUGAUGUUAGGAGACGGAAUAAAAGGUAUGAAAUAGAAGUGAAAUGCUAUAACAAAGGAAUGUACAAAGGACCUUGUAAUGAAGAUACAUCUUUUUUCGUCGUCCUAGGACUCGUCAGUGAGGCUAUGAGACAAAAUGAAUAUAUUUUACCUUGAUUUGUUGACAUAAACAACAAAUGUACAAUUGUUUUGUUGACAUAAAACAUUUAAUGUAUAAUUGUUUCAUUGGCAUAAAUCGUUGAUGUGCAAUUGUUUUGCUGACAUAAAUCAAAAAGUACAAUUGUUUGUUGACAUAAAUGACCAAUGUCCAAUUGUUUGUUGACAUAAAUGACCAAUGUCCAAUUGUUUUGUUGACAUAACUCACCAAGGUACAAUUGUCUUGUUGACAUAUAUCACUAAGGUACCAUUGUUUCGUUGACAUAAAUCACCAAAGUACAAUUGUUUUGUUCUAAAUUCCAUAUGAAAAUGCUACUGAUUUCUGACGAUAUCCGUUUUUGAUUGGUCUGACAUAUCCAUGGUACAAAUAACCAUGUUUGAUGUUUAAUGUUUGAAAAUAUUUCGUCAGAAGUCGAAAUUUUUAUGCUUAGAAAGUUUGAAUAACAUCACUUACAGUUAAUUAUGAUUUCUCCCGUCUGAAGCCAGGCAAUCACGUAUUGAAGUCAGCGGAACUAAAUGUCGGUAUACUUAACUUCUGAUUUUCCACGUCAUCCUAUGCUGUUUUCUACAAUGUCGGUCGCUUGUAUGUCCUUGUGUCUUCCUCGUUUAAUGUACAGAUAUCACCAUGGCAACAGAGUAUAUUUAAUAAAAUAAUCUUUAAAACAA
This is a messenger RNA of Pecten maximus, 4604 nucleotides long. Its product is annotated as zinc transporter ZIP3-like. Gene Ontology annotation, cellular component: plasma membrane. NCBI's taxonomy places the organism in Eukaryota, Metazoa, Mollusca, Bivalvia, Pectinida, Pectinidae. Gene Ontology annotation, molecular function: zinc ion transmembrane transporter activity. The record is from RefSeq and is a predicted model, not a curated record. Bases 1722 to 2858 code for a protein of 378 amino acids. The transcript is spliced from 2 exons. Gene Ontology annotation, biological process: zinc ion transmembrane transport.